Molecule: messenger RNA, 4425 nt
Organism: Cucumis melo (muskmelon)
Lineage: Eukaryota; Viridiplantae; Streptophyta; Magnoliopsida; Cucurbitales; Cucurbitaceae
Product: pentatricopeptide repeat-containing protein At3g48810
Exons: 3
Coding region: 131-2113 (660 amino acids)
Molecular function (GO): protein binding
Source: RefSeq, a predicted model, not a curated record
AGAGAGAAAAAAAAAAAAAGGGAAGUUUUUGAAAGAAGAGGAGCUGUCCCGAAGUGUAUGGAGAAGGUCUAUCUCGGCAGAAUCAUAGUUUGGAUGAGCUGAGUUCUUCGGAUUCAACCAUUCUUCAACAAUGUAUUUGAAAGAAGGAUGCUCCUUAUUGAUGAAGAUUCAAAAACCCCUAAUACCCUUCGUGCUAAAUUCCAACCCCAUCAUCAAUCCCCGUGAUCCCAACAAACAACAACUUCUGCAAGAAUCCGACGUGCUCAAACGAUUGAAAACGGAUCGGAAUCUCUCGUCGGCGUUAGGAUUCUUUACCGCCAUAGCCAAUUCAAAUGCCUUCCAGCACACCGCAUCGACGUACAGAGUCAUGAUCGAGAAGCUCGGCCGUGAAUGUGAAAUGGAUGUGGUGCAGUACAUUUUACAGCAAAUGAAGAUGGAUGGAAUUAAUUGCUGUGAAGAUUUGUUCAUAUGUAUAAUCAAUGGUUAUAAACGCGUUGGCUCCGCCGAGCAGGCGCUUAAGCUGUUUUAUCGGAUUGGAGAAUUCGGCUGCAAGCCGACGGUGAAAAUAUACAAUCAUCUUUUGGAUGCAUUGUUGAGUGAAAACAAGUUUCAGAUGAUUAAUCCAUUGUAUAAUAAUAUGAAGAAAGGUGGGUUAAUUCCUAAUGUCUUCACAUAUAAUAUACUUUUGAAGGCGUUGUGUAAGAAUGGUCGGGUUGAUGCUGCACACAAGCUGUUUGUUGAAAUGUCAAAUAAGGGAUGCCCACCCGAUGCGGUUACGUAUACGACUAUGGUGUCUUCACUGUGUAAAGCUGGCAAGAUUGAUGAUGCUAGAGAGCUUGCGGGAAGAUUUAAACCGAAUGUUCCUGUUUAUAAUGCUUUGAUUGAUGGGAUGUGUAAAGAAGGAAGAAUUGAGGUAGCAAUUAAGUUGUUGGGUGAAAUGAUGGAUAAUGGAGUUGAUCCCAAUGUGGUCUCGUAUUCAAGUAUUAUAAAUUCUCUUUGCGUUUUUGGGAAUGUUGAAUUGGCUUUUGCAUUAUUAGCUCAAAUGUUUUCGAGAGGUUGUGAUGCUAAUAUCCACACGUUUACGCCAUUGAUAAAGGGUUGUUUCAUGAGAGGAAAAUUGUAUGAAGCUCUUGACUUGUGGAAGCUUAUGAUACGAGAUGGUUGUGAGCCAAAUGUAGUUGCUUACAACACUCUGAUUCAUGGUCUUUGCAGUAGCGGGAGUUUGGAAGAAGCCUUACAAGUACGUGAUCAGAUGCAGAGGAGUGGCUGCGUCCCUAAUGUGACUACUUACAGCAUUCUAAUUGAUGGUUUCGCUAAAAGUGGUGAUUUGGUUGGUGCAUCCGAGACAUGGAAUAGGAUGAUAUCUCAUGGCUGUCGUCCUAAUGUGGUGGCUUAUACUUGCAUGGUGGAUGUUCUUUGUAAAAACUCAAUGUUUGACCAAGCCAAUUCACUUGUGGAGAAGAUGACUCUUGAAGGCUGUACUCCAAAUACUAUAACAUUCAACACGUUUAUCAAAGGUUUAUGUGGAAAUGGAAGGGUAGAAUGGGCAAUGAAACUGCUUGAACGAAUGCAAGGACAUGGGUGUCUUCCUAAUAUCACAACUUACAACGAGUUACUUGAUGCUCUCUUCAGGAUGAACAAGUAUGAAGAGGCUUUUGGGCUAUUUCAGGAAAUUGAAGAAAGAAAUUUACAGCCGAACUUAGUGACAUAUAAUACCAUUUUAUAUGGUUUUUCUCGGGCUGGCAUGAUUGGGGAGGCGUUGCAGCUUUUUGGUAAAGCACUUGUGAGGGGAACUGCCCCUGAUUCCAUCACGUAUAAUACAAUGAUACAUGCCUAUUGCAAGCAGGGGAAGGUUAAGAUCGCAGCUCAAUUGGUGGAACGAGUUAGUUCUAUGAAGGAGUGGCAACCAGAUAUCAUUACAUACACUGGCCUCAUUUGGGGGGCCUGCAAAUGGAUUAAUAUAGAAGAAGCCAUUGCUUUUCUUGACAAGGCAAUUAAUCAAGGAAUCUGUCCGAACUUUGCCACAUGGAAUGCAUUAAUUCGGUGUUUCUUCGACUCUUUAGGUCAUAUGGGACCAAUUCAUAUUCUGGAUGAUAUUUUGAGAAAGGGAUAAGAUGGCCGAGUUUGGAAGAUGAUCAAACUAUCAACUUCAAAUCUUGCUGUGACCUCAUAUUACAUAUAUAUUGAGAGAUUUUUUCUUGAACCCACUUGUAAUUCUCGACAAAAAAACUGGAGGAUUAUGUUCACAAUCAUCAGGUUAUGCCCAUCUUCUCUUGCUCUCUAAAUAGAUUAGUGGUGAGUCAACUUACAUGGCGCUCAUGCCAGUGUAGCAACAGGCCAAUGUUAAGUUCUCCUCGCGGCACACUCUCGUUAUCAUGGAUAGCAUCUUCUUGAAGUGUGUUGUUUUAUUGCAAAAAUGAAUCGACAAGGUAAUGUCAAAUCUUCUGGCCUCAGUCAAGAUGCGUAUAUCUUUUCCCAUAAAAUGCAUUAUUUGUAGGUUUGCGCUACAUUCAUUUUAACGUGUUCUUUUUUUCCUUUUUUUGUUCUAAUGGAAGAAUCUUAAUAGGAUACAGACUUUAAUCGUGAUUACUAUUGGAACAUUUUUUGGUCUAAUUAUUACUAUUAUUUCGGUAGAAGAGCUAGGAGGAGAAAGAUGACUCCAUGACAAAGCAAGUGAAAUCCCUCUUUAUUGAUGAUCUAGAAGUAGAAAACACGUAGAAUAGCAUUAUUUGCUAUAUGCCAUGGACUUAGCAAUGUGGCCAUCGGCUCCCUUUGGAUAGAAACCCCCAGGAGCAUGUUCAUUACCCCCACCAUACACAAUCCUUAGAAUCUCCUGAGGGGUUCUUGGAUAUGCGAGUGAGUCCUUAUCUCCAGCAAGCACGUUCCCUGUAAUCUUACCCUCAGCACCCUCGUUUUUGGGUACCACAAUGCCUUCAUCUUUUAUACCUGCGCGUCCUAACUUAUUCCGCAGAUCUGAAAUGCGAUGUGUGAACACGGCCACUGUCACUCCAUAUGGUUCAACCUUUUCUGCUGCACGUUGAUAAAGCAGUGCUCUGAUUACUGCAUCUUGACCCGAUUCAACACCCAGAAGUCCUGCAACAAGCUGAAACAUUGGCUCGUGGAAUUGUGGUCAGUGUAUGUAAGAAUUAAACUUGUCUUUGAAUUUCAGGGAAUAUAAAAGGAAUACUAAGCAUUCUUAGGGAUAUUAUAAAGUAUUUUAGUGAUUAGUUAGAGAGUUCGUUAUGGAGUUUUGGUUAUAAAUAAAGAGAGUAGGAAAGGAGGGCGUUAGACGCUGAUUCAAUUGGUUGAGAGUUUGAAUGAUCUUGUAAGUUCGCUAACACUUGAGUUUAUCUUGUAAGUUCAUCUUUUACAUUGGAGUAUAAUUCUAGUUUUCUUUUGGUUCUAUUAGAAUACCUUCUUGGCGACAGCAGAUUCAAGUCUUGGAUUUGCUCCAACAUAGCCAGUGAGUCCAACAUAAGGAAUCAGGUAGGAUGCGAGAAGGAAAUUCAAGGCAUUAGCAUAAGGAUCAAAAGGUGGUCUCAACUGAUGACCAAAUGCUUUAUCCAUCACUUUGGCAAAUGACGCUGAACUCAAGUCUAGCAAUGGCCUUGGAAAUCCUUUGACUGUAUUUUUAAUUGCCCUGCAUAAAUUGUGUGAUGUGAAAUGACCUGCAGAGACUCAUAUGAAAGGAAAAAGUCAUUAGUGGAUGUCAACUAGAAAAAGAGAAAAAAAACCAAUACCUCACAUGACCAACUUCUUGGUAGCCGAAUUGCAAUAUGAUGUCCCUGAUGAAAGGAUCCAACUUAGCCCUUUUAGCACCAAUAGGAGGUGGCCCUCCCAUGGUUAGAUUUGGUGCAACUUUAUCCAAACCAUAUCCCAGAGAACCAUAUAAGAAGAAUUCUGCUUCUAGGUACUCUAAAUUCAGUGGAAAUUCUAAAAGAUCAACAUCUCCUUGGGGAAUGAAAUUGUUCUCUCCUCUGACAAUUGCAUUACAAUGAAUUGGCAAAUGAAGGAUGAUGAGGUAGCUGACAGCGGCAGCGGCCACUUACUGCUUGGAGUUGGUAAAUAAAUGAGAAGAUUAGAUGGCAGGCAGAUGGGGGCAGAUUUAAAGUUUGAUUGCCAUGUUGAUUUGAUAUGCUGACAACAAGACCAACUGAUGCAAGAAAAACAAGGUAAGUAGGUGGGUUCUAACUUCCUCAUGAAUGGAUGUUGUCUUUGCAUGGCCAUUAGGCAAUCUUGUUUUAUGAUUACCAAACUUAAAACUCAAAACUCAAAACAUUGGUUCUACUCAAGGAAAAAAUAAUUCAAUCAGCUCGUCUGUCUUAAUACCACUGUCUAAUUUCGAGUUACUUCACCCUACAACUAAUUGUGAAAAACCAAUUAAUCACAUUGUUAUUGCAAACAAUUUCUUUCAUUCUUUCCCAA